AUGAUUACAAAAUUCCACCAGCAUGCCCUUGCCCUGGCCUUUGCUGUGAAGGAGGUCAAUGAGAAUCCCCAGAUCUUGUCCAAUGUUACCCUUGGGUUCCAUAUCUAUGACAGCUACUAUGAUGCACGGAUGACUUAUCGGACCACCCUGGACCUGCUCUUCAAAUCAACUAGCUUUCUUCCCAACUACAAAUGUGCCAGGCAGAGGAACUUGAUAGCCAUCAUUGGAGGACUUGAUUCUGAUACCUCUUUCCACAUGGCAGACAUCUUGGCUCUCUACAAGACUCCACAGAAUGGAAUCUGUACAGCUUACACAGAACGAAUCAUAUCUGGUUUUCGUUUGGAUAACAUGGAAGAAUUUUUUGAUAUAGCAUCAUAUAUCCAUGUUCCUUUAACUGAUCAUAAAGCUAAUACGUUUAUCAUUUAUGGAGAAUCAGUGACCAUUGCACAUCUGAGAGGCAUUAUAUUUGGGCAAGAUCCUACAAAUAAAGAAAUAGACUCAUUCAGAAAGGUGUGGGUUAUGACAAGUGGGAUUGACUUCAUACUCCCAGGCCUUCAGAGAGGUUGGGAUCUUGACUUAUUCCAGGGAGCCAUUGCCUUUACGGUUCACUCAAGAGAACUUCAGGGAUUCAAAGCAUUUCUUCAGAUGAUAGAACUUUCCUGGGCCCGAGAAGAUGGUUUCCUUAAGGAUUUUUGGGAGCUAGCAUUUGACUGUUUUCUCCCAAAUCCGGACAUGUCAGUAAAGAAGGAUGAAAACACAUGUACUGGGGAAGAAAGGUUGGAAGAUCUGCCUGGGCCCGUGUUUGAAAUGCACACCAUUGGACAUAGCUACAGUAUCUAUAAUGGUGUUUAUGCCACAGCACAUGCUUUGCAGGCCGUGUUCUCAUCUCAGUCCUUCCGGAGAUCCAUCUUGAGGGGCAAAUCUGCUGAGCUGGUAGAACUUCAUCCUUGGCUGCUCCACCCAUAUCUUCAAAGGGUUUCCUUCAACAAUUCGGCUGGUGACACAGUGUCCUUCAAUGAGCAAAAGGAAAUGAGAGGUGGAUUUGACAUUGUGAACAUGGUCAGUUUUCCAAACAGGUCCUUUCAGAGAGUGAAAAUUGGAUGGAUAGAUCCAGAUGUGCCCCAUGGAGAAGAAUUCACAAUUCGUGAGAAUAGGAUUAUGUGGCACAGAGCCUUCAAUCAGGUCUGUCCCCUUUCAGCAUGCAAUGAAUGGUGCCAUCCUGGAAAUCGAAAGGAAAAGAAGGAAGGAGAGAAAUUUUGCUGCUAUGACUGUGUCCCCUGCCCGGAUGGGGAGAUUUCAAACAAGACAGAUGUGGAAAAUUGUUUCAGAUGUCCAGAAGAUCAAUACCCUACCAGAGAGAAAGAUGACUGCACCCACAAAAUUGUAAUGUAUCUUUCUUACAAGGAACCUCUAGGGUUUAUUUUAGCCUCCCUUUCUAUUUCAUUGUCUUUGAUCACUGUUCUCGUAUUAGGAGUAUUUAAUAAGCACAGAGAUACCCCUCUGGUCAAAGCCAACAACCAGGACCUCACCUACAUUCUCCUUAUCUCCCUGAUCUUCUGCUUCCUGUGUCCUCUACUGUUCCUUGGCCAGCCCAACAAAGUGACCUGCCUACUCCGACAACCAACCUUUUGCAUCAUCUUCUCUGUGGCUGUUUCUUGCAUCUUGGCCAAAACCCUCACUGUGGUGGUAGCUUUCAUGGCUACCAGGCCAGGCUCCAACGUGAAGAAGUGGGUGGGGAAAAGGAUGGCAACCUCCAUCAUUCUUUUCUGCUCUCUCAUUCAAGUAGGCCUUUGUACCAUCUGGCUAGCAUCUUUCCCUCCAUUCCCACAGUUGAACAUGCAUUCUAUGACCAAAGCCAUCAUCAAGGAAUGUAAUGAAGGUUCUCCGGCCAUGUUCUCUUGUGUCCUGGGCUACAUGGGUUUCCUGGCACUUGCCAGCUUCUUUGUGGCCUUCUGCGCUCGCAGAUUACCGGACAGCUUCAAUGAAGCCAAAUUCAUUACCUUUAGCAUGCUGGUAUUCUGCAGUGUUUGGGUGCUGUUUGUUCCAACUUACCUGAGCUCAAGAGGAAAAGCCUUAGUGGCUGUGGAGAUCUUCUCUAUCAUAGCUUCCAGUGCUGGAUUACUGGGAUGUAUCUUUUUCCCUAAAUGCUACAUCAUUAUGUUGAGACCUGAGCUGAAUAUCAAGGAGCAGCUAAUAAGGAUAAGGAAUUAA
Molecule: messenger RNA, 2211 nt
Organism: Candoia aspera
Lineage: Eukaryota; Metazoa; Chordata; Lepidosauria; Squamata; Candoiidae
Product: vomeronasal type-2 receptor 26-like
Exons: 5
Coding region: 1-2211 (736 amino acids)
Biological process (GO): G protein-coupled receptor signaling pathway
Cellular component (GO): plasma membrane
Molecular function (GO): G protein-coupled receptor activity
Source: RefSeq, a predicted model, not a curated record